Messenger RNA from Bactrocera dorsalis (oriental fruit fly), 3562 nucleotides. Its product is annotated as glycerophosphocholine phosphodiesterase GPCPD1. The transcript has a single exon. Gene Ontology annotation, molecular function: starch binding; glycerophosphocholine phosphodiesterase activity. The coding region runs from base 1104 to 3401 and encodes 765 amino acids. Lineage: Eukaryota; Metazoa; Arthropoda; Insecta; Diptera; Tephritidae. Gene Ontology annotation, biological process: glycerophospholipid catabolic process. The record is from RefSeq and is a predicted model, not a curated record.
CGCAUAGAUUAUAGACUUUACAUAUUCUAACGCAGGGAUAUCACACGAUCUUGGAGGCCAAUUGACCAGUCCAAAGCAUGAAAUUAUCUACUCACCGAAGUGUUCUUUUAAUAAAUCCAUUGAUCGAUGCGAUGAGUGGGAAUUCACCGGCUCACAAACCACAUCAAACCAUUGUUUGGGUCACCCAUUAUAAUAGUGAUUUGGAAUACUACUAAAAAAAAUAGUCAUUAUUCAUUGAGUUUUAAUUAUGAUUACAUUUGUAAGGUUACGUGAGCAGUGUUUAAUAUGAAUGGGAUAAGCGCUGAUAUUUGAAAAUUUACGAUCAUUCUGAUCAGUCAUCCACUUGUGGUCAAAGAAAUUUCUGCAUAAAUUAAAUGGUAUUUAAAUCCAAUUUAUGGUUUCGUUACCUUUGCAGUUUUCAUGGCGCUCCAUAAAUGACCUGAGGCAGCUUUAAAUUGGAAUAAAUUUGAAUUCAUUUAAGUUAUAGACAACAGUGGGUACUAGAUAAAAGCGUCUUCAAGUAAAUUACUGGAAAUGGAAUAGUUGAUGAUGGGUACGAUGAACCGUUUAAGUCUGAUUUCGUUUGACGAUAAUUUCUUUCGCUGAAUGACCAAACCAACGAUCGGCCAAUAUCGUUCCAAUAAAUUUCAGCUGGUAUUUUUCCCCUUAUUGAGAGCUCAUAGAAAUUAGGAGUUACAUAAAGCGCGAGCUCACUGUCUUCAAGUAAUUGCUGGCGUCUACUGGUCCAGCUAAGCCAAUCUAUGUAAAUAUAAUAAAAACACCAAAAUGCACAUAAAGAGAAUCACCGUGACGUUAUCUGUUAGCGGUGCUCUUACUCUUCCGUCAGCGCGCUUCAGUUAGCUCCGAAAUGCCAAGCGGCGAGCGUUAACGUUAGAUAAACGCGACGAUCACAGAAGAAGCGACGCAACACGCUGCGCAGACGCAUUAAGUAAAGAUAAACAGUAAAUAAGAAAUAUAAAAAGUAAAUCAAUAAAGCUCCAACAAAAACAAUAUUAUAAAAAAAUCGAACGCUCAAAGCCGUCGAGAGUUCCAAGAGCAAAGUUUAAAUAAAACAUACUUUUCAUUCUAUCAGCUUUCAACCAAUGAGUGCCAAUUCGCAAACGAUACAACUAUUCAUAUUAUUUGUUGUUGUGCUGUAUAGCGAGCUACUACCACGAACGGGAAGCGUACAAAGCCAAAUUAGUAGCUAUGCAGACACAGCUGGUGAAUGGUCGUUGGACUUGAAGAAGUCGUUAACGAAGUUCGUCUCACGCGCGGCCGGCAAAAGCAACUCGGAAGCGCCACCAUAUAAGCUAACGCCGCAACAAAUGGAAGACUAUGAAGCAAUAAUGAGCGCCGGUGAGGAUAUGCCCAGCGAAUCAGGCGCAUAUCGCAAUCGCACAAAAGAUCAAAUGGACGACGAGUAUGUGCCGGAAGAUACGCGUAGCUUUCUCUGUCUGCCGAUUAUGCGUAUUUUCACUGUGGAUGUGCGUCGCGUUGUGCGUGCGGGCGAGCGCGUUGCUGUGGUGGGUGAUCAUGCGCGACUGGGCGCAUGGCAGGUGGAACGAGCUGUGGUGAUGACGCCAAGUGGUCGCGACAACGGCGUCUGGUCAGCUAAAGUAGCAAUUUGCGCCAACGCACGCAUACACUACCGCUACUUUAUCUUCAGCGUCGAUAGAUACGGCAGGCGACGGGUGCACGAAUGGGAGGGUGUACCGUAUGGCCGCGUGUUGGAGCAAUACCAGAUGUAUCGGCCACCUGGGAAGGAUCAGUUUGGCUUGCUGUCACACAUGACCGUGGGUGAUGUGGAGCACGAAAAAGGUUGGCUGCGCCAUGAGUACGCCAUCGAAUUUAAGUUCAUUUGGGAGCAGCAUAUAAAGUUUUACCGUUAUAUGCACUUGAAUCGGGCGACGAAAUUUCUGCUGAAGAUGAGCGUUUCACAAAAUGGUUUUGAGUUGUCGCCCAGCGCUUGGCGCGACACCGAACUGGAGGUGUCACACUACGCUUAUAAUCGCUCGCAGCUUCAACCGCAAACUGAGCGCGGCGUACCCUACACAGCGGGCGAUGUUGUCAUAUUUCGCUUCACAGCCGCGCUGAACACUAAAAAUUCGUAUCAGCUGAACGUUUUUACGGCGGAUGGCGAUCGCGUGGGCGAAGCAUUAAUUCUAUCUCUAGACUUGCGAGGCGGAGAGGGUGUGCUGAACGUGCCUAUACAAGGCACUGUGAAUGGUUUUCAAGUGGGUGCGUUGACGUUGCCCUACGUGAUUAUACGCCCUUUGGAUGGCGCUGCAGAUUAUAACUUGCGCGGCAGCUUUCAGCGCUACUGGCCCAUGAAUUGGCCGUCGGUGGAUAUAGGGCAUCGCGGCAUAGGCGCCAGCUACAACGCGGAUGCACCAUUGAUGGAAAAUACUUUAGCCAGUUUUUUGUACGCGCACAAAUUCAAAGCAGAGAUGGUGGAGUUGGAUGUACAGCUGACGCGCGACUAUGUGCCGAUAGUCUGGCAUGAUUUCGGUUUCAAGACCGCGCCAAAGGGGCGCUUUGUGGAGAGUGUAGAGGACUUGGAUUAUGUGCUAAUUAAGGACCUAACCUAUAAGCAACUGAAAAGUAGUCGUGUAUUUGCUAUUGAAGAUGGCGACAUCUAUGAAUACACGAGCUACAAUGCGCGCAAUGCUUCGGAGAUGGAACGCAUAUUCGUUACGCUGCGUGAAAUAUUCGAAAUAUUGCCUUCAACGCUCGGCCUGGAUAUUGAAAUCAAGUGGCCGCAGCCUUUAGUGAGCGGCGCAUUGGAGGCAGCGCAAACGCUGCGUAAAAAUCGCUUCGUCGACACCAUUUUGAAAACGACCGGUAUAUAUGGUUGCGGUCGCCCCUUAUUCUUCUCCAGUUUCGAUGCAGACAUCUGCACUAUGUUGCGUCUGAAACAGAAUGUCUUUCCCGUCGCGUUCGUGACGAUUGGUGAAACGCGCUUGUGGGAACCCUUUAAGGAUUUGCGCACGCGCAGCUAUCUGAGCGCCGUGAAUUUUGCACAAUCAGCAAACCUGUUGGGUACCGUGCCGCAUGCGGAAGACUUUCUGCAGCAUGGCGCGCUGCUUGACUUCGGUUUGGACUUGGGUCAGGCGACAUUUGUAUGGGGCGAUGAGCUCCAAGAUGCACGCAUUGUUGAGCAAUUCAAACGCUGGCAUGUGUCCGGGGUAAUUUACGACCGCAUCGAUUUGUACGGCUCGCGGCGCAAGCGUGAGCGCUUCUUCAGCGCACCAGAGUUACUCGACAUAUUCACGCGUCAGUGCAUUGUUGUUGGACAUUCCAACUGCAGCAGUGAGUUCGCGCUGCCGGAUGGCUUUGAUUUACAUGGGAAACCGGUGAGUCGACUUGGCUGUGAGGUGUUUGUGCAUCAGAUCGGCUGAAAAUCACACACAUAUAUUCAUAGUAACUGUAUUUGUAGCUAACGGAAUUUUUAAUCUAAUUAUUUAUGUAAAUAGUAAUAAGGUUUGGCACGAGCCGAUCAUUUUCGUGAAUGUUAUUAAAAGUGUUGUUAAACUCGGAAAAUAAAAGUAAUUUAAAUUAA